This is a messenger RNA of Prorocentrum cordatum, 1101 nucleotides long. The record is from the annotation of a GenBank genome assembly. Lineage: Eukaryota; Dinophyceae; Prorocentrales; Prorocentraceae.
CCGUCUGCCGCCCGAGCCGCGCGGCCCAGGGAAGGGGCGCGGCGGCCGCGAGCCGUGCCGCGGUACGGUCGUGCGCCCUUGCCUCUGAAGGCGAUGGCCGUCUGCGCGGAGUUCCCAGACUGGAAGAGGCGGCGGACCCUGUCUACCGGGUCCGUCCGUCGUGUUGCCAUCCUGGGCGGCACCCACGGCAACGAGAUCACCGGCGUUCACCUGGCAAAGCACUUCAUGAGAACACCCGCGGAGGUCACGCGGCCCUCGUUCGAGACGGAGGUGUUCAUCUCCAACCUGGCCGCGGUCGAGAAGAACACUCGCUACGUCGAGGAGGAUCUGAAUAGAUGCUAUGCUCUCGCUGACCUCGUCGAUAACGGCAAGGCCGCGGCAACUCUCGAGAGAAAGCGAGCCCGCGAGGUAGACGUCCUCCUGGGGCCGAAGAGCGCGCCCGAUCCACGCUGCGACUUCGUUCUAGAUUUGCACACCACCACGGCAUCAACUGGCAUCGCAUUAAUGAUGGCGCCCAACGACGACUUCGGCCACGAGCUCGGGAAGCACCUCAUGACACUCGACGAGAGCGUCGUCAUCGUCGAGUGGAACCCGCUGAACGACUGGUGCGUGUGCCCGUCAAUCGGGCGCAGCGGGAUGACGUUCGAGAUAGGGCCCUGCCCCUGGGGCGUCGUCGUGCCAGACUUAAACCUCUUCGCGCGCUCCCGGAGACUGGUCCGGGCCAUGCUCGACUACAUCGAGGCCCACAACACGCGCGUGGCCGCGGGCGCGACCGCGCCCGUGGCGGCCACGGUGCCGGUGUACCGGGCGAUCGGAGUCUCGAUCGAUUACCCGCGCAACGCGGACGGCGAAAUGGUCGGCAUGGUGCACCCCAGCCUGCAAGGGGGGGACUUCAAGGAGCUGAAGGACGGCGACCCGCUGUUCAUGCUCUUCAGCGGCGAGACCGUGCCGUUUCGCCGCGAGGAGCACAAGGUCAGCGCCACGCACGAGUCCGUGAACGCGCUCUUCGUCAACGAGGCCGCGUACUACGAGAAGAAGAUGGCGCUGAUGCUCUGCACGCGCGCCGAGGCGCAGUUCUCCAUGAUGGGCGGGAGCGCCUAG